AUGUUUCUCUCUCUUUGUCUCUCACACUCUCUCUCUCUCUCUCCAAUUUACUUUUCUUUAUAUCUCUCUUUCUCUGCCUUUUAUUCUUUUGUCUCUUUUGCUCCCUCUGUAUCCUUUUUCUCUGCUUUGCACUUUUCUUCUUUCAUGUUCUUUCUCUUUUUCUUUCUCUUUUUCUCUUUGUGUGUCUGCUGUAACUUCAUUUUUUUCUUCUUUCCCUUUUACUCCUUUCAUUUUUUUCUUCUUUCUUUACCCUUUUCAAUCUUUCUCUGCAUUUUGUCUUUCCUUUGCACUUUGUAUUUGCCAUUUUUCUCUCUCUCUCAUUUUGUCUUUUUCAGUUUCUACCUCUCUUCUUUUUUUGUCCUUUGUUUUUCUUGUUUUUCUUUCCAUAUUUUGUCUUUUCAGUUUCUACCCUCUCUAUCUCUUUUUUCCUUUGUCAUUUUUCUCUUGUUUUCUUUCUCCAUAUUUUGUCUUUUCAGUUUCUACCUCUCUAUCUCUUUUUUUCCUUUGUCAUUUUCUUUUGUUUUCUCUCUCUCUCCAUAUUUUUUCUUUUCAGUUUCUACCUCUCUAUCUCUUUUUGUCCUUUGUCAUUUUCUCUUGUUUUCUCUCUCUCUCCAUAUUUUGUCAGUUUUUUCUAGUCAUUUUUUCUCUCUCUCUAUCUUUUUCAGUUUUUUUGUCCUUUUUGUCCUUUUCAUUUUCUUGUUUUUCUCUCUCUCCAUAUUUUGUCUUUUUCAGUUUCUACCUCUCUAUCUCUUUUUGUCCUUUGUCAUUUUCUCUUGUUUUCUCUCUCUCCUUCUUUUUCAGUUGUCACCUCUCUAUCUCUUUUGUCCUUUGUCAUUUUCUCUUGUUUUCUCUCUCUCUCCAUAUUUUGUCUUUUUCAGUUUCUACCUCUCUAUCUCUUUUUGUCCUUUGUCAUUUUCUCUUGUUUUCUCUCUCUCUCCAUAUUUUGUCUUUUUCAGUUUCUACCUCUCUAUCUCUUUUUGUCCUUUGUCAUUUUCUUGUUUUCUCUCUCUCUCCAUAUUUUGUCUUUUUUCAGUUUCUACCUCUCUAUCUCUUUUUGUCCUUUGUCAUUUUCUCUUGUUUUCUCUCUCUCCAUAUUUUGUCUUUUUUCAGUUUCUACCUCUCUAUCUCUUUUGUCCUUUGUCAUUUUCUUUUGUUUCUCUCUCUCUCCAUAUUUUGUCUUUUCAGUUUCUACCUCUUCUCUUUUGUCCUCAUUUUCUCUUGUUUCUCUCUCUCUCCAUAUUUUGUCUUUUUCAGUUUCUACCUCUCUAUCUCUUUUUGUCCUUUGUCAUUUUCUCUUGUUUUCUCUCUCUCUCCAUAUUUUGUCUUUUUCAGUUUCUACCUCUCUAUCUCUUUUUGUCCUUUGUCAUUUUCUCUUGUUUUCUCUCUCUCUCCAUAUUUUGUCUUUUUCAGUUUCUACCUCUCUAUCUCUCUUUUGUCCUUUGUCAUUUUUCUUGUUUUCUCUCUCUCUCCAUAUUUUGUCUUUUUCAGUUUCUACCUCUCUAUCUCUUUUUGUCCUUUGUCAUUUUCUCUUUUUCUCUCUCUCCAUAUUUUGUCUUUUCAGUUUCUACCUCUCAUCUCUUUUGUCCUUUGUCAUUUUCUCUUGUUUUCUCUCUCUCUCCAUAUUUUGUCUUUUUCAGUUUCUACCUCUCUAUCUCUUUUUGUCCUUUGUCAUUUUCUCUUGUUUUCUCUCUCUCUCCUACCCUAUGUUUUCAUCUCAUUCCAGCUGUCCAUGUCUUUCCUCUUUGUUUUUCCUCUUGUUCCCACUCUGUUUUUCUCUCUCAUUUUGUCUUUUUUUCUCUCACUCUCUCUGCUCUUUAUCCCUUCAACUUUUCACUCCCUUUCCCUCUCUAUUUGUUCUCUUUUCUUUUUUAUUUUCUCUUUCUCAUUCCACAUUCUUGCUCCCUGUCAUAUUCUCUACAAACCAUUUUCUUUCUUUCUGUGACAAAUCUCUCUCUUUUUUUACCCUCCACCCUUUGGUCUUUCACAUUAUCUUCUAUCGGUUUUGCUCUUUGUCUUAACUGUUUCCCUAUUGUUCAUUUUAAAUAUUCCUUAUUUUCAAUUCUGUCUUCAUCUUUCUCUCUCUUUUUCUUUCCAAACUCUGUCAUUUUUGUUUCUCUCUCUCACUCAUUCCACUGUCUUUUACUCUCUUUUGCUUUGCCAUUUCUCCUUUCUUCCCCUCUCUCUAUUCUUUACCAUUUCUCCUUUCUUCCCCUCUCUCUAUUCUUUACCAUUUCUCCUUUUUCCCCUCUCUCUAUUCUUUACCAUUUCUCCUUUUUCCCCUUUUUCUAUUCUUUACCAUUUCUCCUUUCUGCUCCUCUCUCUAUUCUUUACCAUUUCUCCUUUUUCCCCUUUUUCUAUUCUUUUCCAUUUCUCCUUUCUUUCCCCUCUCUCUAUUCUUUACCAUUUCUCCUUUCUUUCCCCUCUCUCUAUUCUUUACCAUUUCUCCUUUCUUUCCCCUCUCUCUAUUCUUUACCAUUUCUACUUUUUUUGCAUUUUUCUUUGACCCACUUCUCUUUCUCUCUUUGCAUUCUUCAUUUCUUUACUGUCUAUCUCUCUUUACUGUUUACUUUUUCACUUUGCAUUUUUUCUUCAUCUCUCUCUUUUUCUUGUUGCACAUUGUUAUUAAUGUCUCUCUUUCUCUCUCCAUCUUUUCAUCUAUUUCACUUUGGCAUUAGUUUUUUCUUUCUGUCCUCUCUCACUUUGUUCUCUCUUCUCUCUUUCAUGUUUUAUCUCCAUCAUUUUUUUUCCUUGUAUUUUGCUCAUUGUCUUUUCCUCUCCAGCACUUUUCACUUUAUCUUUUCUUCUCGAUCUCUACAUCUCUUUGUCUUUUCCCCUCUAUCUAUUUCUCUUUCCAUCUCCAUCUCUCCUGUCUUUCCCUCUCCAUCUCUCCUGUCUUUCCCUCUCCAUCUCUCCUGUCUUUUUCCAUCUCCCUGUCUUUUCCUCUCCAUCUCUCCUGUCUUUUCCUCUCCAUCUCUCCUGUCUUUUCCUCUCCAUCUCUCCUGUCUUUCCCUCUCCAUCUCUCCUGUCUUUUCCUCUCUAUCUUUUUGUUUUUCUUCUCCAUCCCCUUACCCUUUUUCUUUUCCUCUCCAUCUCUUUUUUUUUCCUCACCAUCUUUUUUCCUCUCCAUCUCUUUGUCUUUUCUUCUCCAUCUCUUUGUCUUUUCUUCUCCAUCUCCACACCCCUUGUCUUUUCCUCUCCAUCUCUUUGUCCUUUGUCUCUUCCUCUCUAACACUUUGCACUUGUCUUUACAUGUAUCUCUCUGUUAUUAUAUUCUCCAUCUCCUUUUGUUCCUUUUUCCUGCCACUAUUUCACUUGUACCAGAUAUAUGAACCAUUGUAUUUAAACAAUUUUAAAUCAGAAUCCUUCUAUACAAAUGCAACUAAGCCUCAUAUGUCAUCUUUGUUUCUCUCCCAUGUCUCAAUGUACAGCACUGUAACUUUCUAUCGAUAA
This is a messenger RNA of Acanthosepion pharaonis, 3450 nucleotides long. The record is from the annotation of a GenBank genome assembly. NCBI's taxonomy places the organism in Eukaryota, Metazoa, Mollusca, Cephalopoda, Sepiida, Sepiidae.